Messenger RNA from Trichechus manatus latirostris (Florida manatee), 1930 nucleotides. RefSeq names its product TIMELESS interacting protein (gene TIPIN). Gene Ontology annotation, biological process: replication fork processing; DNA replication checkpoint signaling; replication fork arrest. The transcript is spliced from 5 exons. The record is from RefSeq and is a predicted model, not a curated record. Lineage: Eukaryota; Metazoa; Chordata; Mammalia; Sirenia; Trichechidae. The coding region runs from base 263 to 877 and encodes 204 amino acids. Gene Ontology annotation, cellular component: replication fork protection complex; nucleus. Gene Ontology annotation, molecular function: DNA binding.
GGAGAAACUCAACAGUUGUAUAAAUCAAAAUCAUAUAGUUAUUUAUUGGUAGGGUCUACAUUAAAACUCCAUUCUUCUGAUUUCUAGCCCAUUUAUUUUUUUCGUAAUUAUUAUCUUUUCUACUCUUUUUCAUGUUGUGUGAGUUUGAAAGGCAGUUUAACUGAUACACAAGAAUGUUGCUGCAAAUGGAGCUUGACAGUAACAGGAAGGCUAUUUGGAUGAAUAAAAAAUAUUUUUGCUUUUUUUUUCCCUAGAGGAAAAGAUGCUAGAGCCACAGGAGAAUGGCUUGAUUGCACUACCAGAUUUUGAGCAUGUGGAAGAUGAAACUUUCCCUCCUUUCCCACCUCCAGCCUCCCCAGAGAGAGAAGAUGGUGAAGGAGCUGAACCUGAUGAAGAGUCAGAGAGGAGAGUACCUCUUCCUGUACCGCCAAAGAGAACUGUUAAAAGGAAUAUACCUAAGCUGGAUGCUCAGAGAUUAAUUUCAGAGAGAGGGCUUCCAGCCUUAAGGCAUGUGUUUGACAAGGCAAAAUUCAAAGGUAAAGGUCAUGAGAUGUACAUGUUAACUGUUUCUUUUUUAACUACAGAUGAAGUAGGGGAAAAUAAUGGCGAUGAUGUAACUGCUACCGAAUUAGAUCCAUUUUUGACAAACUCAUCUGAAAGUGAAAGGUUUGCUUCUGAGUCAAGUAGAACCCUGACAGAAGAGCAACAGCAAAGAAUUGAGAGAAAUAAACAACUGGCCUUGGAAAGAAGGCAGGCAAAGCUCCUGAGUAACAGUCAGUCCCUAGGAAAUGACUCGUUAAUGGACACACCCAGGGCAGAGACAGUUGGAGAGGUUAAUACAAGUGAAGAUCAAAAAGAGGAGGAGACAAACGGAUGAAAUGAAGACAUUCUAGAAAACCCACAUCAUGAUGCUGACAAUACUGUAAAUGUAGAGGAGGAAUUAAACCUGAACCAAUCCUUUUAAAAUGUACAAUAGUAACUUUAUGUUGCACCCAAAAAUGAUGUUACUGAAGUUGGAUUGGCCUCAGCUAGGAGAGAAAAUGUGUCUGUUAACUUGCUGUUCCCCAGGUUUGGGGUUACUGUCUACAGUAUUUUGUCUACUUUGAGUGAAAAUCCUUACCUAGUAAAACUUUUGCAGCUUCCUGUUUAAAAUCUGGUAUUUAUUCUGGUAUUUAUUUAUAAUUAUGCUUGUCAUUUACUUAUUAACUUUAGUUACUGUUUAUUCUCUUCCAUGUUUAUUUUUACACAGAUGAAUAUGACUUCAUAAAAUUAGUAGCUAAUAAGCAAUUUCUGCAGCUAAUGUGCCAUUGGGUGCAUUGUUUUCACUAAAUUGGGUGAUGUUUUAAGAUGUAAAUAUUUAUUGAAUAUUAAUGUCCAUUUUUUAAAAGAAGUAAAAAUUAUUUUACAAACUCUAGAGGCUUUAUGAACAUUUCUCAUCACUAUUUAGUACUGCAGUUUACACUUCUGGUAGAAUGUUUAAGGUCUCCAUGUAUUUACAUGUAUUCAGAGUCGUCACUUUAAUAUUUGAAAGGUAACAUGAGAGACAUACAUUGCGUGGCCUGUAUAGGUGCUAAAUAUACAACUUCAAAUAACAGGGCACUGCUCUCUCUGACCGACUAGUUGGAGAGCAGUUUGCAAAGUGCCUUGGGGGAUACAGAGGACUUAGGAGAGUUCACAGGAGUGACCUUUGAGUUGGCAGAGCAAAUUGCAAGUAUUGGGAAGAACACGUACAGUAGUGACAGAGAAAUGAAGAUUUAGGAAAUAAGGAAGACUUGGGAAUGGUGAAUAUAGGCUAGAGGAGUUAAGGCUGGAUGGUGAGAGGACCCCACUAGAGUCCUUCCCCUGCCUGAGCUUAUUAACUUACUUGGUGGAGGGAGUAAUUACAGAGAAAGCACCUUGUUGACAACCAAGUUCAAAACAAAGUCUGGUU